CUGCUGGUAGGGUGCCUCUGCCAGUGAGUCGGCCGCGUGUGCAUUACAAUCAAUACACGGUGUAUGUAUUUAUUGUAGGUAUGUAUGUAUGUAUGUAUGUGUGUCUGAAUCGAUCAGUGAGCGUGAGGGUCAUGUCAGACGCAUGCGACGACCUGGAAGACGCAUCGUGCCUCCAGCAGCUGGCCCUCUGAGCCAGCUACCGAUCCCACGAUCCGCAGCACCUCCUGGAUGGGCUCACGGCAUAUCGGGCACUCUGGCAGGCUCGGACGGCGGUUGCCCCGCUUCCGCGCACGAGUCGUUAAUGGCUGCACACAUACACAGACACAGAGCGAGAGAGAGAUAGGUGCGAAGAAGCAAGGCAGGUGGACGCAGCCAGCCAGCCAGCCAGCCAGCCGUGUGUGUGUGCCCCUCCGAUCCGCCCACCCCACAUACAUACGGUACGUACCUCUUUGAGGAAUUCGCUGGAGCAUUCGAUGCAGAGUCCGCCAUGGCCGCAUGGUUUGAGCACCACAUCAGCAGCUGCACUGCAACAGAUGGAGCAGAAGGGCAUGUCCACCCCGGCAGACCCCUGCCGCCCAUCCUCAGGAGGACCCACAAACACCGCCGGAGCCGCAGUCGGCCGGGCCAUGGACACACACACAUCCGAUGCUGACGAAGGGAACGGGUCGGGCCGCUCGUCCGGGAGAUGGUCCGGCGGGCUGGUGGUGCUGGCGCCCACAACAUCCUCACUAUUCACAUUGCCGCCCCCACCCCCACCGCCACCGUUGGUCAUGUCUGUGGGCCGCCCGAUGAUUGCCCGUCGUGUCGCCCGUGCAAAGAUGGUUGCGGCCCGCGGGCGGGCGAUAGUCACGACGGAAGGUGCGUUGCUGAGGCUGGGCUUGUCGGCUGACCCUGACCGUCUCCUCUUGAAGAGCGCCAUGGCCCUCUCCUUCCAGGUGAUGCGGAUGCGGCUGGUCUUCCUCUCGAGGUCGAACCUGGGCGCAACGUCGUGGCCGGCCGGCAUGACGUUGGCCUUGGCGCUCUCGUCAGCCUGCACUGUCACGCGAGACGGACACUCGGAUAUACCAGACGAGAAACCUAAGCAAAGCAUCACAGACAGACCGAGGCGGUUGGCUUCGUUCGCUGUGUGCUGCGGUUGGUUGUCCGUGUGUGCGUCAGUGAGGUCAGUGAGUGCGUCAGUAACUGACCUUGUUCCUCUACGAGGAAUUUGUCAAGUCCCCUUUGGAGUCUGGAGAGGUCACCGUAGAGGGCGUCGCUGACCUCCGACUGGUGGUCGCCCGGGUCCGUGUGCUGGUCCUUGUCGCCACCCACUGGCACCGGUGAGCCCGCCCCACCCUCUCCACCCUCCGGCUGCUGCUGCUGCUGCUGCUGCUGCGAGGAGGGGUCAGCUCCCUCCUGCUGCUGUCUGGAUGUCGUGCAUGUGGCACAUGCGCAAGACGAGACCUUUUGGAGCCGCAAAGCUGGGCUUCUGCACGCCUCGGUUUCAGAGGCGAUGGACCCCUCGCGAUCGUCCGACUCGCCUUUGCCGCCAUUGGCCGGCUGGGGCCGGGGCUCGGACCCCUCACUCCCAGACUUGGCCGCCUUGCACGGCCGUCCACCCUGCCCCUGCCCCUGGCCCUGUGCACGGGGGUGGUUGUUGGCCGCCGAACGACGGGAGUCAGUGCUGCCGAUGUCAGACGAAUCGUCAUUGAACCUGAUGAAAUAAAUAGAAUACACGGGGAGGAAGGAAACACACGUAAGUAAAUGAUACCUUCCUUGCUUGCUUCUGUCUACGUGCGGCACUCAGUUAACUGUCUGCGUGUUCACCUCACCGCCCGCCUCCCUCCCUCCCUACCUAAAGAAAGUGUUAUUGACUUUAGUGAGAGUGGAUCUGCCCGAGUCCGCUGGCGUCCUGAGGGCGGCGGCGUCGUGUGCCUCGGAGCGCGCGAGUGGCGAGGCCAGGUCCAUGCGAUCGAGCUUGGGUGGGGUGGCGGCUGGCAUGAGGGAGGGGGAGGCCAGCUGCGACUGCUUCAUGCGAGAGAGGGGGCUGAGGCCGCUGGUCGACGGAGGUGCGCCGCCGUGGAAGGCUGCCUGGUGCUGGGGGCGCUGGCUGGGCGAGAUGACGUAGUAGUGUGUGGAGAAAAGCACCACGUCACCCAGCUGACCCGGCGACACACCCCCCCGGUUGUUGAGGCUGGUGGCUCCGUCGGGCAGCCCCCCCGACCCGCCCCACAGCAGCCCCGCACCCGACAUGCCCGUCACGCUGCUGGCAGAUGGGGUGGCGGCGUCGACGCGGGACGAGGGGGUGAUCAUGUCGAGUAUGUUGGAUGACGACUGCUGAUGGGGGCCGACGGCCGGCCCCUCCAUCCCGAACCCCUGAGGGCCGUACUCGACGUCAGUCGACGGCGACGCCGCAUCGCGAUCCUCUCCCUCAGCAGAACCUGAUGGAAGACACAUACACAACGCAGGUGGCAGAAUUCCCGACCCAUACAUCCCAUGCCAUGCAGCCAGGCAGCUGGGCCAGCCACGCCUUUUUUCGUGCAUGCCAUGCAUUGACUGUAUGCAUCCAUCCAUCCCUCCCUCCCUACCCCAUGGGCCUUGUCCGCCUCGGUGUCUUUGUUGUUUGCCCUCGAUGCGAUAAACGGGUGGGGUGACGGUGGCCGAGUGUGUCGACUGCAGCUCCAGUGGCGUAAGGCACUGACAGUCGCUCGCUUUGCGGCACUGGUCGCUGCUGCACGAGGCCCUCUCAUGGCGGCCGUCGUCGUACCGCACGUCCCUCUCGCGCAGCACUAUGACGCGCCGCCUGUCGGGGUCCGACUGGUGGUCCUUGUCAGGCUGCUUCCGCAGCAUGCCCUUCCUCGACGUGAUGUGGGAUGUUAUCUCCUUAAGCGCACUCGAACGAGAACGCCCUGCACUCACACAUACACACAAACAUACAUACCAACGUGGCAGAUGGCCAACGACGUCGAUCGAUCGAUCAGUGAGUGUGUGUGUGUGGUGGGUAUGUACAUUGCCACAGUAGUGCGGCGGGUAGAAUGAUGAUGACCAGGCAUCCAAUCGGCAAGAUCAAAUAGUACACAUACCAACCUAAACACACACACACACAGUCGACACACCCAUAGAUAUUCGAUCCCAUCUGGUGUGUCCUGUCUGUCUGUCUGUCUGUCUGUCUGUCACUCACCGCGUUGCGAGCCCUUGUCCUUGUCGAUGUGUGUGUCGGUGUCCCCACCGUCCGUGUCGCCCUCAGCCGUCUCCUUGGCCAGCACGAGGGAGCGCUGGUAGUUGUGUUGAUUGAGCCACACCACUCCAUCCCCGUCAGCACUGCUGGUCCUGCGCGCCACCUCCAGGUGCACGUCGAAGCCCAUCCCGCGGCUGCCCGUGCAGUUGUGGCCUGCAAAGGGCAUCGCCUGGAUCUUGAUCAAGCGACCGUCCUCAGGCGGAGUGAAGAACGUCACGGAACUCACUCCACGCUGAGACAAACCAUCACCUGCACCCAGCCAGCCACAGCCAGCGAAAGGAGGGGGAUUGCCUGCCUGUGUGUGUGUGUGUGUGUGUGUCAAGUAUGUGCCCGGCCUGCAAGCGUGACUGCCGCCCACCCACCCACCGACCCUUGUCUUUGCUGCCUUGGUCUUGGCCCUUGACCUCGCCCUGCAUGUGGGCGACAGCGGCUCGGCCGUUGACGUAGUAGCAGACACUCUGAGGUGUGCGGUGUUCUUUGGGGAAUGUGAUGGCGGCAGCGCUGAUGCUGAGUGAGGUGGAUGAGGGAACCUGCAGCAGCGGCACCUCAAAUAUGUCGUGGGACAUGCUCGUCGGCGACUGAAAAAAGAACGACGGCGAGUCGGCCCCUACGCCAUUCACUGACAGACGGGAUAUAGCAAAACCUGAGUAAUGAGUGGAGAGACAGACAGACAGACAGACAAGACAGCCAACCGAUAGAUAGGCAGAUAGAUAGAUACGUGGAAUGGGAGCGGAUGCCCCACACCACCCCUCAGCCCACGUCAGGUUUGAUUAAGCUGACUGGCUGACUUACCGGCCUCUCCUUGGGUGGCAUUGGCGGCUGCGUCUUGUUCGACUUGGCGGGCCUUGUCUGCGCCUGGCCCCUGGUCCGUCUGCCGCAUCACGUCCUCGGGCCGGUUGACGGUCUCCAAGUUCUUGAUGCGGGCGUCCUGACACUCCACGGACAGCCGGAACUCCCCGAUGGCGUUGGAAUACCCCGCAACCACUAUAAUGUAGUUGCCCGGCGGCACGUCCACCGUCAGGCGGCUCUUGAGGUAGCCGAACGACUCGAAGGCCUCGUCGUUGUAACCCACACAGUAGUCGCUGCCGUAGGCCUCUCGGUGCCUGGCCGCCGUGGCAUCCCUGUCCUUGUCGCUGCCCGAGAAGAGGGCCAGUCCAGCUGCAUCGAUGGGAGGGCCCCUGUCCUGGUGGGCCUUCAUCUUGCCACUCGACUGGGCCCGCUUGGUGGAGUCCCGGCAGUCGGCCAGGACGGCUAUGAUGGUGUCGAAGGACGUCAGCAGGUGGUCCGUGCUCACAGUCAAAGAAAUGCUCGCGUCCGACGCAUUGAUGUUGCCACGCGGAUUCGACGUCCACGGCCGAAGCGACAACGAAUACAGAAUCUGACUCACACAGACAGACAGACAGACAGACAGACAGACAAGGCACACCACAUGGCAAGAACAAUCACUUGCAGAGGUGGCACUUGCUCUCCACCUGUGGGCUUCCCGAUGUAAGCCCGCAUCCAGCCACGGCCUCAGCCGUGCUGGCCCUGUUGGAUGCGUCAAUGACAUCACCGCAACUAAGGGAGUUCUCUGGAUGUGCCGUCAGGGAUGCGGCCCAGGAGGGGUGUGGCAGGGGCGGCGACAGAUUGGUGAGGGGGCAGAGGAAGGGCAGUGGCGUCCUGCCGUCAUCGCCUGCGACCUCCUCAUCUUCCUGUGCACUUGUCGUGUCGGUGUCGUUGGCCGUGUCGCUGGCGUCCUCAUCGGUGGUGUUGAGUGCGGUGGUGGGUGCCGUCGAGUAGAGGACGAUGCAGUCCCAUUGUUCGUCUUGCUGUUCGUCCUUCUCUGCCAUGGCCUUGACCAUGCCCAGGUCGCCCCCCUGCCUCAGGAACCGCCCGUUGCGCGAGAGGGUGGUGGCCGUGGUCCUGGCGCGCUUGGGUGGGCUGCGGCUGGUGGUGCCGGGCGUGGCGUCCAGAUCGGUGCCGUUGUUGGGACAGCCGUCCUCUAUCGGCAGACAUUGCGCAAACACCUGAUAGAUCAAUGGACACACGACACGACCUCGUCAUGGUCACUGGCUGGUCAAAGAGUGUCUUGUCUGGGUGGGUGGAUGGCUCACUUCGUUCUUUCGCAGACAGACAUAUCCCGGGGCAUCACAGCAUUGGGUGUCCUGACACUCAUCCAGUGGACCAGACGAACAGGCUGACACACACACACACGCAUACGGUCAUCCACUCCACGCAGCCCAGCCCCCCACACCCCAUAUGUCUGUCGGCUGUAAUAGUGUGUGACCUGCUCUGGGCAGUUUGGCACAGGUCCAGCUGAAGGGGUCAGGUUCCUCGGGCGGUGGGCAGGGCUCGUUGAAAGGACGGCACUGAGCGUAGUACUGAUAGAACCAAACGAGGGAGGGAACAGCGCAACGGUCGGUACACACGUGUGCACAUUCUGAUUUGGUGUCGUGUGGUCCAGAGUGGGUUGCUUGGUUGCUUGCCUUGUCCUUUUCCUUGCAAUGGAAUCCGGGUGUGGAGCAGCAUUGGCUCUCAAGGCACGGCUGGAAGGGGGGCGUGGAGCACUCUGACCAUUCCAUCCACACACACACACACACGUGGAUGCACACACACCACACGCACAAGCAGUCCUUACUUACCAGGUUUGGGUAGGAAGCUGCAGGUCCAGUCGGCAGGCUCCGGGUCGAAGGCAGGCGGGCACGGCUCCUCCACCGGACGACACUGGGCGUAGUACUGGGGGGAUUCACACACACACAACCGUCACGUCAAUGUCAAGCAUCAAUCAAUAGUCGGGUGGGUGCGUGCGGUCAACGUCUGUCUGUCUGUCCGUCCGUCUGUCUGUCUGUCUGUCUGUCUGUCCGUUUGCUGACUGCCUGCCGGACUUUGUUUUUUUCCUUGCAGACAAAUCCCGCGGUGUUGCAGCACUGCAUGGCCGUACAUGCCUCGAAGGGACCGAUGGGACAAUUAUCAGCCCCGUUGAACACUGACACACACAAACACCACACCAGCGCUUCACACUAACUAAGAGGCCGUUUGCUGUCGGUGUGCCAGCCUGUCCGUCUGUCUGUCUGUCUGUCUGCCUGACCUAAGGAUGGUCGACCUGGAGCAUCGGCCUCUUCGGGCAGAGCUGGUAGGUUCCGUUGUCGGGCGGUCGUCGCGUUGAAAAACGCCUCAACAACACCGCCGCCCUCAGUCACACUUUCAAUCGCCUGACAGACAGACAGACAGACAUCGAAGGCCGGAGGGAAAGGAGGAAGGAAGGAAAGAGGCUUCAGCGCUUCGGUGAGCGUGUCAGACGCCUCUGUGCCAUCUAUUAUCAGUCAGCCCAGCACCACCCACCCACCUGAGUGACCACCGGUGCGUGGGCUGCUGGCCAUAUUGUGUAUGACGGGAGGACUGCUGCUCCUGCCAGGAGGCGGACGAUAUGCCACAUAGCACAGCCACUCUGGCGUGCGAGGUCGGUUAGCCCAGCCCCUGCC
Molecule: messenger RNA, 6678 nt
Organism: Vitrella brassicaformis
Lineage: Eukaryota; Vitrellaceae
Source: the annotation of a GenBank genome assembly